Effrenium voratum is the source of this 1008-nucleotide messenger RNA. The record is from the annotation of a GenBank genome assembly. NCBI's taxonomy places the organism in Eukaryota, Dinophyceae, Suessiales, Symbiodiniaceae.
AUGAAGCCCGGCGCGGAUGGGCAGGACUUCGAGUUUAACGUGGCAUCCUCGAGGGUUCGGAUCACCGCGGAUGGAAACCACGUGCUGGCCACCGGCAUCUACGCGCCGGAGCUGCGGAUCUUUGACCUCAAGGAGUUGGGCAUGAAAUGUUUUCGUGGCCUCGACUCCGAGGCCGUGGACGUCUUGCCCCUGUCGGAAGACUGGAAGAAGCUGGUUCUGCUGAUGGAUGACCGCACGCUGGAGUUCCAUUCCCAGUACGGCCGUCAUCACCGCCUGCGCAUUCCAAAGUGUGGGCGGAGCCUCAGCUACGAGAGCGAGUCCUGCACGCUCUUCGUGGGAGGCUCCUCCUCAUCCCUCUACAGGCUGGACCUGGAGGCUGGGACCUUCCUGGCGCCUUUAGACUCCAAGGACCUCAGCGAGGUGAACGACGUGGCGGUGCACCCCAGGCUGCCGGUUCUGAGCUGCUGCGGAGACAAUGGCUUUGUCGAGUCCUGGGACCUCCGAGCUGAAAAGCCUUUGCAGUCUCUCAAGGUGGACAGCGAUUCUUCGGUGCAGGUCACCAAGUGCGCCUACUCCGGGAACGGCAUGUUCUUCGCCGCGGGCACGUCAGAGGGCCUCGUGCGCGUAUACGACCUCAGAAGCAGUCGUCCAAUAGCGGAGCGAGAUCAUAUGAUGAACGACUAUGCCAUCUCCUCUCUGUGCUUUCAUAGCCGGGGUCCCGAAUCUUCGGACUUGCUGGUUGCCUCAGCGGACAAGAAGUCCAUCAAGAUUUGGGGGGCGACCAACGGCCGCAUCGCAGCAUCCAUGGAGUCGCCCGCCGUCGUCAAUCAGAUCGCCUUCUACCCCAACUCUGGGAUGCUCUUCGCAGCCAAUGACACGCAGCGACUUUGGUCUACUUCGUGCCCAGCAUCGGCCUUGCGCCGCCGUGGUGCUCCUUCUUGGACAAUAUCACUGAGGAGCUGGAGGAAAGCAGACAGAAGACUGUCUUCGAGGACUUCCAGUUUGUGA